This is a messenger RNA of Aspergillus saccharolyticus JOP 1030-1, 1256 nucleotides long. Its product is annotated as putative haloacid dehalogenase-like hydrolase. The transcript is spliced from 5 exons. NCBI's taxonomy places the organism in Eukaryota, Fungi, Ascomycota, Eurotiomycetes, Eurotiales, Aspergillaceae. Bases 127 to 939 code for a protein of 270 amino acids. The record is from RefSeq and is a predicted model, not a curated record.
CGCCUUUCUCCGCAUUUUCAUAUCUUAUCGGCUGCAGAGCCACUCGGACCCGCCAACGUCACAGAAUCUCCCCUUCUCUCUUUCCACUUCACUGUAACUUCAAACUUAUCAUUCAUUCCCCCUCCGAUGUCCCUCUUCUCAUUCAAUUCAAUUCGCUUCCCCUAUCGCUUCAUGGCUUCUCUCUCAAUCAACCAACCCUCCCUCCGUCAGCGACGCUUCGCCCCCCUCAAUGCGGAGGACCCGCGAGAUUCCUCCGCACCCGCUCUGAGGGGCAUCGUCUUCGACGUCGACGGCACAUUAUGCCUCCCUCAGAACUACAUGUUCGCAGAAAUGCGAGCCAUCCUUGGCAUCGACAAAAAAACCGACAUCCUGCACCACAUCGCCCGCCUCCCUACCCCAGAGGCCCGCCUCGAAGCCGCCGACAAGAUCAAGGCCAUUGAGCGCGAGGCCAUGCGACACCAGCAACCGCAGCCCGGGCUGGUGGAUCUGAUGGAUUAUCUUGAAGCGAAGGGCGUGAGAAGGGCGUUGUGCACAAGGAAUUUUGAGGCGCCCGUUACGAAUCUCCUCCAGAACCAUCUCCCGGCGCAUGUGUUCUUACCGAUCAUUACCCGGGAGACGCCCGGGUUGAUGCCCAAGCCUGAUCCGGCGGGGAUCUUGCAUAUUGCGAGAGAGUGGGGGUUGGAGGGGGGUGGGGAGGGAUUGAUCAUGGUCGGAGAUAGUCUCGAUGAUAUGACGGCCGGUCAUACGGCCGGGGCCGCGACCGUACUGCUCCUCAAUGACCACAACGCCCAUCUGAAAGACCACGAGCAUACCGAUCUCUGCAUUGAGCGGUUAGACGAGCUGAUAGAUAUCCUCGGCCGCGGGUUUGUCGGUCACAGAGGUGGGGAGAAAGUUCCCACGACCGAUGCACCACCGACCACCACGGUAUCAGCCCAAUGAUAUUGUCCAAUUUAUGAUUCGAGGAAAGACAAAGGCUUUUUUGUGACAUAUGUACAUAAUACGGUCGGAAAGGACCGGCCCUUGGCCCCUUUCCGUCUCACAAAGACAAUAAGACAGACAGUAAUCGUCCAGGGGGUAUAUACCAAGUAUGCAAACAUGCAUGUAUACCCACGGCCACUCGUAGAGGGGGUAUCUAUUAAUCGCAACAACUCAAUCAACCAUUCACAUCCUAUACCGAUCCCAUGCCUUUUUGCCUGCACUAGGCAACGGGCGAUACGCAUCUCCGCCAGUGCCUCCACCUCCCCCUCUCUUUCCAC